This is a messenger RNA of Pieris napi, 3131 nucleotides long. RefSeq lists its product as uncharacterized. NCBI's taxonomy places the organism in Eukaryota, Metazoa, Arthropoda, Insecta, Lepidoptera, Pieridae. The transcript has 7 exons. The record is from RefSeq and is a predicted model, not a curated record. The coding region runs from base 193 to 1587 and encodes 464 amino acids.
GCGUGAUUACACGUAGGGGCGGGCGCGUUGCCACGGUAACGGCUUUCUGAGUGAAUUUUUCCGUAUUCGUUUCGUUUGAAAAUGUAUUAAUGUACAGUGACAGUUGAUGGAUUUGAAUAUGAGCGAUGGUUUGUGUACAAAUGGAAUGACUCUAAAAAGUAGAAGCGGCGUGUGGGCAGCGGCCAUGGCGAGAUGAGCGCGCCGCUGUCUGCCGCCGAGGCGCUUUCCUCUCUGCUGUGGCAGCCCUACGAUUGUCGUUCUCCGCCUCUUGCGCGAUCACGAACCGAUGGCGCUCUCUCUGGAAUUCAGGGCUGUCAAAGCAGCCCUAUGCGCGUGUGGUUUAUCGCGGGGGACGAGGCAUGCCAGUCGCCGAACGGCGGUCGUCAUGCGCGCGCGUCGUUGUCAAUAUUACCAGAGAUGCGGCUGCCAGUGCCGGCGCCCGCUCCGUUGCGAAAAUCCGACUCAGUGUCAGUGCGCGUACCGGGCGAGCCCAGUCAUGUGAACAUAGUGCAAGUUUCGCCAUUAAAUGUAAACAGUGCCGUGCAAACGGAAGCCGAGAGGAAUGUCGUCAGUGCCGAGUGCCAGACUGAGGAGCCACGACGGCGGCGUGCUCGCCGGAGCAGGGCUCCGCGGGCCCCAGAGGAGACCCUGCCCCCACCUCCAUACAGCACGCUGCCUCCCGUACACCCAGUGUGUCCUGUGCCCGUACCGCCGGUACCGGCACCCAUCAUUGCCCCACACCCACCAGCACAUCGGUUCCCUUUUCAACCAGUUCCACUAAGCAGAUCUGGCAGAGGUGCAGCCUACGCGUGUUCAGAGGGGGAAGGAAAUGCUCCAAAGUCGUGCUGUGGUCGCCCACCAUUAAGGCUCUGCGUGCUCUUCUUGGGGGUAGUUGGAGCUUGCUUGGUUGCAGCUGGCGCCACCUUGGGAGCUUUAAGGCCUCAUCCGACACCACUCACAUUGAUACUGCUUAUGAUAGGUAUCGGCGUGGUAUUAGUGACAGCAGCAGGUCUGGCGUGGCGUCUCGGUGCCCGUGACGCCCCAUGCGCCCUGUUUGGAAUCAGAAGAGCGUCAUGUCGACGGCUGGUCCCGCGUCUCCCCCCAAGUUACGCCAGACCCCACCAUCCGUACGCCGCAAUGCUGUACCCAGAGUUUCACUAUCGGCCGCCGCCACCCACCUAUCAGGCGUCCAUGCAAGAAUAUAGACUCAGGCUACUUCUCCUAGAUAGAAGUGCUCCAGUGGUGUCGCCACCUCCGACCUACCGGUCAAACUCAGCAAGUCUAGUCAGAGGUUCGACGGGAGCAGGCUGGUGCGGCUCUGAAUACAGCGGUCCACCGUCCUAUCGCACACCUCGCACAGACCCACCGGCCACAGAUAAUAUUCCCACAAUCACCACAGACCUGAAAUAUACAAACGACAUAGAACCAACGAGAAUAGAGCCACAAGAACAGGAGAAGGAUCCAGAACAUCUCGUCACAAUAGUUCACACAGACGCUCAGCCUGUCAUUGUGACAGUUUCUGGGUCCACAGCGUUAAAUGAGUCUCAGGUUCCGCCGUCAGAAAUUGAUAUAUUAGCGCACUUAUAACGAAAUGAACGAGAAUGAACGAAUAGUGUUGUGAACGAACGCUGAAUGAAGUGAUUUAUUGGUGCCCUAUUGUUCUUAAUGGUUUAUACAUAGAUUGGUUUAUUUGUAGUUAAGAUUGUGAAUGCUAUGUGUGUUUAAAUUCAAAAUACAUGCACGCUGUUUUUAGUUAUAUUCCCCUAUAUUAGAAACUGUACGUUGACAUGUUAAGCCCCUCUAAAUCAUUAUAUUUUCAGACAUUUCAGUUGUUGCCCUGAAACUAUUAUAAGAAAGGGUACGCACUACGCAUGAUAUCGCUUUUCUUCAAAAUAAUUUAUUUAAUAUUUCUAAACGGCUAGUCGUGUGCUUUCUUUAAGUUAUUAUAACUUAACGAAUCGGGAUGUUUUUAGUUUCAAUAAAAAUUUUUAGACAAACGCAAUUGAAUGUGGUAAUUUUUUUCUUCAAAUGUGUGAUGUUUUUAAUUUAUUUUAACAAUAGUUUGCAUGCAGUGUUCACGUAUGUUUCAGAGAAUUUUUAUCAUAGACAUACAUAGCAUUUACUAUUCUAUAUAUUGCACUAUCAAUCGUACCUUAUAUAGUUAUAACUUGUAAAUAAAGGCUUUGUUUCAUAAAAUUAAUGUGCCGUGUAUAUAAGUUAUGUUAAUACAUAGUUGUAAUAAGACGGAGAUAUAAGAACAUAAUACCAAAUCUCACCACAAUGUACAAUUUGUAUUGUUAUUAGAGUGCCUCGUACCAAUGUUUAAUAAUUAUUUCUUUUGUAUAUAACCCUGUUUUUCAUUAGGUAAUUUAAAAUUUUCGAAUACGAACAAUGGUUUAAAAAUACGACUUGUUUAUGGUUUUUAAAUAUAUCUGUGCUUUUAAACGUAUGAAUUUAUAAUCUGUACAAUAACUUCCCUUGUGUAGUCUGCUGGUUUGCCAUUACAAAAAAUGCUUAUAUUUAUUAUCUGCGAUUUAUUAAAGAAUGAGGAUUGAAAGUACCUAAGAUUCAUUCAUAUGGAGUUUAGUUUAAUAGAAGUUUUACUAUUAUACUGUGUUAUUAUUUUAAUGUAAUAAAUAAAAGAUUUCACAUAUUAGAAUUUUAUCAAAUUAACAAAUCAUUUUAAUUUCUGGACGAUGAUUGUGUACUAAAUACAACUUUAAAAGCUUGUUAAAUGUGUCCAUUAUGAUUUCAAUUUUUAACAAUAUAUAAGAAAAAUUAAUACAUAUUAUCAAAGUUGUCAAGUUGUUUAAGUCUUGUCUUUCUGAACCGUUUAUUUUUGUUUAUAAUUGCAAUAUAAUUAGUAGUUUAAGGAUUUUUUUAACAAUAUAAUUACCCUUUAUUUAUAAAGACAUCAGUUUAAUUACACUGUUCUAAUCAAAAAUUCAUCGGUCUUCUGUCACAUUUAUUGACGCUAUGUUGAAAAGAGACAGAUUUAGUUAAAAUAGUGUGGUGAAACUGAUUUUGUUUUUAUGGAUAAGGGGGUUAGUAUCUAAUUAUGUAACUAAUAUUUUGUAAAUAAUGUUAUCUGUAUUAUAAGAAAAACAAUAAAAGAUUUUAAGUUCAAAAUA